Molecule: messenger RNA, 2576 nt
Organism: Amphimedon queenslandica
Lineage: Eukaryota; Metazoa; Porifera; Demospongiae; Haplosclerida; Niphatidae
Product: H(+)/Cl(-) exchange transporter 3-like
Exons: 16
Coding region: 13-2496 (827 amino acids)
Biological process (GO): transmembrane transport; chloride transport
Cellular component (GO): plasma membrane; early endosome; Golgi apparatus
Molecular function (GO): voltage-gated chloride channel activity
Source: RefSeq, a predicted model, not a curated record
UUGAAAUUGCUGAUGGGCGUGUCUGGUUCAAGCACAAGAAAAGUUGUAGAAUCUUUUAAAAUGUCACGUUUAUCCAUAAAAUACACUCCAGAUGACAGUGAUUCUGAUGAUCCCUUAUUGUCUCCAGUAGCGACAACAGACGAUGAGAGGGUAACAGAGAGAAGUCACCGGGUCUUACCCAAUCAACUCAUAGAAACAAUAGAACCCUCACAGAGAAGGAGGGGGAGGAUAUCGUCAGUUUCUGAAUACGAUAUCGUCGCCGAUAGGAUGGUACCAAAAUAUUACGAAGAUUUCCAUACGAUUGAUUGGCUGCGAGAUAAGACCAAAGAUCACCUUCGACACAAACUAAUAGAGAAUAGAAAGAGGACCAGCAUAGGGGCAUUCUUUAAUAAGUACCUUGAUGCAGCCUCUGGCUGGAUACUAGUCUUUCUGGUGGGCGUGGCUGCAGGAUUACUAGCAGGUGUUAUUGAUGUUGCUGCAAUAUGGACCAGUGAUCUUAAAAUGGGGAUGUGUCCCUCCAGUGGUUACUAUGGUGCCCAGCAGUGCUGCUGGCUCAAUAAUCAAUCUUAUGCGGAGGAGGGGAGCUGCUCUGCCUGGCAGGAGUGGUCUGAUACUCUCAGUUUCACGUCUGGCCCUGCCCGUUAUGCUUUUAAUUAUUUCAUUUAUGUCCUUUUUUCCGUCAUAUUUGCUGGUUUGGCCGGUUUGUUUGUCGUCAUACUAGCUCCCUAUGCUUCAGGAUCAGGGAUUCCAGAAGCUAAGACUAUACUGAGUGGUUUCGUGAUUCGAGGGUAUUUAGGAGCUUGGACUCUUAUAGUUAAGAUUGCUGGUAUGGUACUAGCUGUAGGGGCGGGGCUCAGUCUUGGGAAGGAGGGGCCACUAGUACAUGUCGCCUGUUGCUGUGGUAACCUAUUCACAAGGUUAUUUCCUAAGUAUUAUAAUAACGAAGCAAAGAAACGGGAGAUUUUAUCAGCAGCAGCUGCUGCUGGUGUAUCUGUAGCUUUUGGUGCUCCAGUGGGCGGAGUCCUCUUCAGUUUAGAGGAAGUGUCAUACUAUUUCCCUCAUAAAGUGAUGUGGAGGUCUUUUUUUGCUGCUCUAGCAGCUGCUUUCACCCUCCAACUGAUGAAUCCUUACUUCUCAGGGAAGAUUGCCCUCUUUUAUAUUAACUAUGACCACACCUGGCACCUUUUCGAGUUUGUCCCUUUUGUAAUUCUCGGAAUAUUAGGAGGUCUAUAUGGUGCUUUCUUUAUCAAGUGUAAUCUCGUUUGGUCGAAGAUUCGUAAAAAUAAAUUCAAGAAAUUCCCUCUCCCGAUAAUUGAGGUCCUUGUUGUUGCUGUAGCAACUGGUAUAAUCUCUUACCCAAAUAUAUACACGAGGGACAAUGCUAGUGAAGUGAUUAAGAAACUUUUUUCUCAGUGUGGACCUGAAGAUAAUAAUGACUUACUGUGUGAAUACAAUCGCUCCUAUACCUACAACCUGUUGGAUGAGUAUCACGACAAUGAGGCCACCUCUAAAGUAUAUGAGGCAAUGCUCCUCCUCUCCCUAGCGAUGGUUGCUAAGGCCAUACUCACUAUAUUCACAUUCGGAAUGAAGGUACCAGCUGGUUUAUUCAUCCCCUCAAUGUUUGUGGGGGCGUGUGUUGGAAGAGUAAUUGGAAUAGGAAUGGAACAAAUUGCUUUUAUAUAUAAGGAUUCUUGGUUCUUUAAAUUAUUCUGUUCCCCUCAUGAAGCCUGUGUCACUCCUGGGCUGUAUGCCAUGAUAGGAGCAGCAGCUGCCCUGGGUGGAGUCACUAGAAUGACAGUAUCUCUAGUGGUCAUCAUGUUUGAGUUGACAGGAGGCCUGAGCUACAUAGUACCAAUAAUGGUGGCUGUGAUGAUCAGUAAAUGGGUUGGAGACGCCAUUGUUAAAGACGGAAUUUAUGAUGGUCAUAUUCAUUUGAACGGUUUCCCAUUCCUGGACAGUAAAGAGGACUUUAUUCAUGAUACUCUCGUAUGUGACGUCAUGAAACCUCAACCAGGAGACGCUCCACUGGAAACCAUUGAUCUAUCCACCUGCACUAUUAGUUCAUUACGUAAGCUAGUGAGAGAAUCUAAUUAUUUUGGGUACCCGUGUCUAUUGAGUAACGAGACACAGCUGCUAGAAGGAUUUCUAACAAGGAAAGACAUAAUGACAUCACUAGAGUUGAUUGAUGCUAGAAAAGAUGAAGACGUCACUGAGGAGUCCAGGGUGUUCUUCUUAGAUAAGUCUCAUCGUCUCCAAGAAGCUGUUGUUGAUAGUGACGUACCAUCAGUGAACAUUAGGGGAACCAUUGACCCUGCCCCUAUACAAGUAUCAGAUCAAACUCCGAUGAAAACUGUAGUUGAGUUAUUUGGGAAGAUGGGACUCAGGCAAGCUUUUGUAUCACGCAAUGGUCGUCUGUUGGGUAUAGUUACAAAGAAGGAUAUGUUACGUCAUGUUUCAUCAAUGGAGAAGAAUCCUUACUCCAUACAGUAUCAUUAACAUUGCUAUACAUAUACUGUACAUGUAUAUAUAUAUUUAUUAUAAAUAAAAGAAUAGUGUGUAUAUCUUCUCUCAGUGUA